UGGACAAAAAUUAACAACUUCACUAAAUCUGACCUUCACAUACAAAAUACGUGUUCUAGAUUAACUGUUAAUCGUUAAUCGUACUUUACUAGGAUUACAACAGUUGUAAAAAGGAAUGAUGUGGGUGUUCAGUACAGUUUAGUGAAAACGUCGUGAAAGUUGUUACGUCCAAUAAUUUUUUGUUGUAAGUUUUUGUGAUUAAUGUUGUUUAGUGUUAAAUUAAAAUUAUUAAAGUAAGUUUGAUUAAAUCAUCAUUUACUUAUUAAAAAAAAUAAAAAAGACCUAUUUAUAUCACUUUUGCACAACAAUAUACAAUUUAUCUAUCUAUAUUUACGAUUAAAAUUUAGAUAAAUACAAUGUAAUAGAAGUCAUAAUGGGUUUAGACUGGUUCAGACAUGAGCACACAAAGCGUACCUAAUCUCAGUCUCCCCAAAUCAUUUUUUUUCUAUACAACAGCAGUUAUCCUUUCUACCUGGUCACUGUUUGUAUCGUAUUUCCACCCCUGUAUCUCCCCGGAGGUGGAUAUAAAAACCCACCUAUAUGCAACAAAGAGUUCAGUUCGAAAUUUCAUACUCGAAGGCAACCAGUAGAACCAUCCAGUAAUUACCUCCCGUUCGGACGUAAUAUCGAUGUAAUUAAAAAGAAAUAUACACUCGGUUGGAUACAGACCAACAUUGAAUUAAACGCGAGCCUUGAAGCCGAUGGUUACUAGAAAACGGCCAGCAACAAAGUGAAUGCUUAUCUAUUGAUGAUUUGAUCAAGACUACGUAAUGAUUUAAGUAAUUUUAAUCAAUUAACAUGCACACUGAUAAAUUGUCAACGAUCUAGAUUUUAUUAGAUGUAGCAACUCUUUCGAUACGAUCAGCUGUGAUAGUUUACUGUGGUAGUGGUUUAGUGAAGAUGAGUUUCCUGGACAAAUUCAAAGGGACAAAGAAACAAUGCAUCGCUGUAUUUACAGGGACAAUAUUCGCAAUAUCCGAUGGCAUGCACUACGGCUGGACGGCGCCGGCCGCCGAACGGCUCCUGAGAGAAGACAGCCCGAUCAAAACGACGCACAAACAGGCGGAAUGGCUGGAGCAAAUUCUGAUGCUGGGAGCCUGUUUGGGUCUGCCCAUAACCAUCUUGCUGGCCGAUCGCAUCGGAAGAAAAGGAUCUCUACUGGUUGCCUCAGCUCUGGCCCUUUCCUCUUGGUUCCUGAUCGGGAUAGCUUCGAAGAUCGAAAUGAUAUUCGUCGCCAGGUUCCUGAGCGGAAUCGCCGGUGACAUGGCUUUCGUUUCCGCCCCCAUGUAUAUAGCCGAAAUAGCCGAUCAGAAGAUCAGAGGGUUUUUGUCCAGUGUUAUAUACCUCAUGAUGCUGUCGGGCAUCAUUAUUACGUACUGCGUCGUACCGUUCACACCUUUGUACGUGCCUUGCUUAAUUGGAGGCACGUUCGUGCUCCUCGAACUGAUAAUCUUCCCAUUCAUGCCGGAAUCCCCGUAUUAUUUACUGUACAGAAACAGAGAGGAAGACGCGAAAAAUGCGUUGAAAAGACUCAGGGAAAACGAGGACGUGGAUAAGGAAUUCGAGGAAAUUAGGGAUGCGAUGAUAAGAGAAAGAGCAGUGAAGGGACGACCACAAGAUAUUAUUCUAGUCAGUAGUAACAGAAAAGCUUUAAUGAUAAUGAGUGUACUUAAUGCCGCUCAGCACUUCAGCAGUAUUAGUGUGAUGUUGAUGAACCUUCAUUCAAUCCUUGCAGCUGCCGGUUCAGUGUACAUCGCACAUUCCACUGCCGCCAUUAUGUUCUCUUUCAUGAUGUUGAUCUCAGCAGUUACUGCAUCGUUGUUCAUAGACAAAUUCGGAAGGAAAGCCUUAAUUAUAAACUCAAGUAUUUUAACUGGGCUGUGCCUGUUUACCAUUGCGACGUACUUUUAUUUGAAGAAUACAGGCAUGAACGUAGAUGCGAUUAGUUGGAUACCUGUUGUAACUGUGAUGGCUUACGCAAUUUGUUUCAAGUCUGGUUUAGGUAUGGUUCCUAUAGUACUUACUGCAGAGCUGUUCCCUACCAAUGUUAAAGCACUUGGUAUGACUCUUGCUGAUAUUAAUUACAUUAUUUGGGCUAUUGUUUCCUUAAGUAUUUACCAAUGGUUGGAGAACACCUUCGGUAUGCACGUACCGUUCUAUUUGUUCGCUUGUUCGUGUUUCAUCACGGCGAUCUUUACGUACUUUUUCAUUCCCGAAACUAAGGGUAAAACGUUGGAUGAGAUUCAAUAUAUUCUUAAAGGGGAAACUCCACCACCAAGAAGUAGUGCCACCCAAGCUGAAAAGGAACAAUUUAUAGAGAAGUGAUCAAUUUUAGAGUAUGUGUUAAUUAUAAAGACUAUUUUUAUAAUUUAAUUUCGCUAAGUGUUAUAUAAGAGAUAAAGAAAUAUUUAUAUAAAACAAAGCAGAUGAACUUAAUUGGAUUAUAACUGAUAUUAUUAGAUAUGUUUACUUUUCUUCCAAGAAUGAAUUGUAUCAUUCAGUUUAUUACUGAAAUUAUAAAAUUGUUGUAAUAAAUUAUUUUUUUACUAGAA
Aethina tumida (small hive beetle) is the source of this 2552-nucleotide messenger RNA. RefSeq names its product facilitated trehalose transporter Tret1. Gene Ontology annotation, cellular component: membrane. Lineage: Eukaryota; Metazoa; Arthropoda; Insecta; Coleoptera; Nitidulidae. Gene Ontology annotation, biological process: transmembrane transport. The record is from RefSeq and is a predicted model, not a curated record. The transcript is spliced from 2 exons. Gene Ontology annotation, molecular function: transmembrane transporter activity. Bases 901 to 2325 code for a protein of 474 amino acids.